GAUAAAAUCUACGUAUUACUUUUACAUGUCCUUUGAGAAUGCGUUGAGCGAAGACUUUGUAUCUACGCAGCUGUUAACUGCUUUAAACUACUUUGCGGUGCCGGUGGUUUUCGGGGGUGCAAAUCACACCAGAUUUAUGCCCCACGGAAUUUAUUUAGAUGCCCUGGGAAAGGAACCAGUGAAUUUAGCACGGACAAUGAACGAUAUUAUUAAUAAUAUCACGUCUUAUGAGAGCAUGUUUAGAUGGCACAAAUAUUAUACAUAUCACGACUCUCGUGAAGCUCCCGAUACCAAUAACUUCUGUGCCUUUUGCGCUGCUCUCAACGACGAACAUCGACAAAAGGAAGCAAAAGUGUACAAGAAUAUUGUUAAGUGGUUUAAUGAGCGUAAAGAUUGGAAUGUUGUUCCUGUAGCUUCAAAACCGAAGCGAUCAGCAGAAAUGAAAGACCAAGACAAAAAUGUUCACACCACAUAUAAACCAAAACCAUACGUAGCCAUAAACAUUAAAUACCCUCCUAGGCCAACUUCAGCUCCAAAAGACGUGGAAGACGAUUCUUGCUCGGGAAUUCUGUCAUGUCUUAAAAGCACAUUCAAGAGUGUAUGGAACUCAUUGUAUAUAAGAUGGUAGAACGAUAAAAAAAUUAUGUCAUUGAUUUUC
Molecule: messenger RNA, 658 nt
Organism: Hyposmocoma kahamanoa
Lineage: Eukaryota; Metazoa; Arthropoda; Insecta; Lepidoptera; Cosmopterigidae
Product: alpha-(1,3)-fucosyltransferase C-like
Exons: 3
Coding region: 26-628 (200 amino acids)
Cellular component (GO): membrane
Molecular function (GO): alpha-(1->3)-fucosyltransferase activity
Source: RefSeq, a predicted model, not a curated record